UCUCGACGCGGGUACCAGGUGUGGUGACAGCAGAAGCACCUGGAAUGUCUGUGAAAAGGAACAGUUGACUUUUUACUUUGUCAGCAGGAUGUCGCCGUCCAUUGUUUUCUUCGAACUGUACAUGAUAUGGAGCUUGCUAACGAGUUGCUGGUCUUACACCGAUGAUGUUAUGCGCUAUCGUUACCCAAUGAGAUACGGAAUGACGAGCCCUUCAGAUUUCGUGGCACCGAUUCGAGGAUGGUCGGCCGAAACGGAAGCGUGGCCUGCGUUCGCUAACGGGCCACGAAGAUCAGCCACGGGAAUCUUUCGCAGAGACACGCAAAUACGACCUUACGCGAAGCUAGCGAAAGUGGAGCAAAGAGUGGAGCCAGACCCGUUGGUCGCGAUCAGCGAGACUUUAGGCGCUUUGAACACGGUGGGCAGCUACAUCGUCAACAUGACCAGAGGCGUGGAGAACUCGAACUAUCCUCCGAAGGAAUUACCAUCUGCAAUAUACACCAUUUCGAAAAAUAUUCUAGGACGCAAUGUAACAGACAGUAUAGCGCCGUUGGUGCGCGGUGUAACUCUGCCCCUGAGAACGACGCCAGUCGCCACACCUUCGCCAGAUCGUUCCUCGCCAUCUCCGUCUGCAUCCCAAACGGAAGUCAUCGUUGAUCGAGAGAAGGAACCCUCGUCGGUGUCAUCUGGUUGCACCACGGCCGAGGGUUCUCCUGGAAGGUGUCAGGACCUGAGCAAUUGUCCCCAGCUUUUGUUAGACCUGACCAAACUGAGGCAAUCGUUGUGCUUCAAAAGUUUAUUCGUACCUGGCGUGUGCUGUCCGUUGUCCGAAAAACCCGACGUCGCGAGCGUCGCACCUGGCGUAAUUCCCGCGGCUGGAAUCGUGUCUGGCAUACAUUCUCCGAGACCAACGAUUCGUCCAACGAAGCCACAGACACCUCGACCUAUUCCACUAUUCCCCGUUGCGUCAACGACGACGAUUAGACCUCCCAGCGUCGCUGGAUCCGUUCCGGAUCCCUCGUCCAACGAGUCGUACGGGUUCACUGAACCCACCAUCGCCACGAUCGACAAUAAUUUCAUUCAGGACGACGAAGAGUGCGGGGUGAGAAAUUCGGGUAAGUAUCGAGUGGUUGGCGGCGAGGAAGCACUGCCAGGACGUUGGCCUUGGAUGGCAGCGAUAUUCCUGCACGGCUCGAAACGCACGGAAUUCUGGUGCGGGGGUUCCCUAAUCGGCCCAAGACACAUUCUCACCGCGGCUCAUUGCACGCGCGAUCAGCGUCAACGGCCGUUCGCAGCGAGGCAAUUCACCGUGAGAUUAGGGGACAUAGAUCUCGAGAGGGACGACGAGCCAUCCGCACCGGAAACGUACGCUGUCAAGAAAAUACACGCCCAUCCGAAGUUCUCGCGUGUUGGAUUUUACAACGAUAUCGCUGUCCUCGAGCUGACCAGGCCUGUUCGAAAAUCGCCAUACGUGAUACCCAUUUGCAUGCCGCAAUCGAGGUAUAGGAACGAGCGAUUCGCUGGCGCCAGGCCCACUGUAGUCGGAUGGGGUACCACUUACUAUGGAGGGAAAGAAAGUACCGUGCAACGACAAGCAGUACUUCCGGUGUGGAGAAACGAAGAUUGCAACGCGGCUUACUUUCAGCCGAUAACGAGCAACUUUUUGUGCGCUGGUUACAGCCAAGGCGGCAAAGACGCUUGCCAAGGUGAUUCUGGAGGACCAUUGAUGCUCAGGGCCGAUGGACGAUGGAUCCAGAUUGGUAUCGUUUCCUUCGGCAAUAAAUGCGGAGAGCCUGGAUACCCAGGAGUUUAUACGCGAGUCACCGAAUACACCGAUUGGAUAAAGAGUAAUUUAAAGUGAUCGCGAAACGCGCUCGACACCCUACUUUCCAAUGAGAAUUUAUUGCCGUCGUAUUCUCGUCAAACGCGAAAAUACUUGACACUGGAGGGUGUUAUCGCAGCGUAUGACCGCUCGUUACAUUAUUUGUACAUACUUGUGCCAAGGACUAUUAUUAUUUAUAUUUCAUAUUAUACAUAUUCAGAAUUAGCAUUAAUACACGUGUGUACGUGUUGGAGUAAAUCGCACCCGACUUACCACGACUCGAAGUACUCAAGAAAAAUUCUAUUUUAAGAAGUUACAACGAAACAAUUGUCGCCUUUUUCUAUUCGAGCAAGAGUAAAACGAUUGAUACACAAUAUUAAUAAAUUAAUUCUUGUUACUUAUACGCAGAUAAGUACGUAUACCUACCUAUUUAUAUACUUAACAAUACAACGCAAACAUGGUCGCAGUCGAUCGACCUGUUUGUCGACUGUUCCAACUCGAAUCAUCUAUUCAUCAAUUCAUUCAUCAAUACAUUCAUUCUACACAAAUCACAAAUCUUGAUAUCUUUGGUUUGCUGAACGUACAGACAAAUUGUCCAGUUUGCUUGGUCCUUGACCAACGAAACGAUCGAUUGAGGUUUCGAUGUUUCUAAAAUGAAAACUCAGAGCGUUUCGGUUCAAAAUUUGGAGAAUGUCGUGAAGCAAAUGGUGAACGAAGCGUUGGAAGAUAACGGUUAGUGGAACGGAUAACAUUAUACUCUUUCGAUUUUAAAAUCUACGUUUGCAUUCGACUGUAGAUCAGGUAGUCAAGUUUCAUCGAAUGAUUUACGAGGAAUGGUAUUUCAAAAAAUUGUCCGGAUCGAAAGACACGACGCAUGAUGAAAAUGAAGUAAAACCGCUAGAAGAGAACGAACAGGUCCGUCUGUGUUACGUAGUACCGACUUAUAUUAGCUAUGUUGUCUUUCGUACAUUAGGAUUUUCAUCAUUUAUUUUCAGAAUAUAUCGGCAACCGUGACGCAUCGUAGAUCGCGGCGGUACAAAUAUAAACGGCAAAGAAGUCGAUCUACUACACAGGUCGACCCGACGGAAACUAAAACCGAUAGAAAAAGUUCCGAAAUUUGGCGUGUACAGAGUCUGUCUCGCGGAAACGAGGACAAUUCGGCCGACAACCAAAUCGACGUUGCGUCAAAUAAUUCGGUUAAAAUGAAACAUUGCGAUUAUCCGUAUCAUUAAAAAUUUAUAAAUUCUGAUGUCAUUCCAGGGAGUCGAUCGUGUUAUCGAUUGUAAUAAUGUUCAGCAUGAUACGACAAUUAUUGAAAUUUGGAAUAACUCCUUUAAACAACCCAAGCAAUCAAGAAACAAGACGAAGGAUGCAGUUAAAGAAGACCGUGUAUAUUGCCCCGAUAAUUUCAAACCGUCGAGGGAGCAACGAAACGAAAGGAGGAUAUCUUUCGAAGCUUGGAAAGAUAGAAAGACUAUAGAGUAUAAACAAAUACUGAAAAAGAAAGAAUACGAAAGACAGCAACAGAUAAUAGCGAAUCUGGAAAAUAUGGAACGGAGAAAGAUUGCUCAGCAGGUACGCGCUGUAACUAAUUGAAUUUCCUGAAGAUUUGUGAUGGUUCCUAUUUUUGUAAUAAGGAACAAGCGCGUAAAAGACGGCAGCAAAAACGGCAACGAGAUCAGAAACUAUCGAAAAAGUAUCUCGAAGCGAUUGCACAAGUGAACGCUAUCGCCGAAUCUAAUCAAUCUAACGUCGAUGAAUCGGAAAAACAGGAGAACGCAAAAUCUGAUCAAAAUAAAAGGACGAUUUCAACGACACG
Molecule: messenger RNA, 3638 nt
Organism: Hylaeus volcanicus
Lineage: Eukaryota; Metazoa; Arthropoda; Insecta; Hymenoptera; Colletidae
Product: proclotting enzyme-like
Exons: 8
Coding region: 89-1858 (589 amino acids)
Biological process (GO): proteolysis
Molecular function (GO): serine-type endopeptidase activity
Source: RefSeq, a predicted model, not a curated record